ACGGCGUCCCCGCGCAGCGGGGCGCAGGCGCGGAGGGGCGCGCGCGGCCGGGGCGAUGCGGGGCCUGGCGCGGCCGGCGCUGAGGGCGCGGUGGUGCCGCUCGCUCUGGGCGCUGCCAGCAAGGGCCGCCGCCUCGCCUCCUCCUCCUCCUCCUCCUCCUCCUCCCGCCUCCUCCUCGCCGAACCCGGGCGCGCUGAGCCCCUUCGACCGCCGGCUGAAGCGGAAGCAGAAGAACUGGGCGGCGCUGCAGGCCGAGCCCGCCAAGUGCGAUUACCUGCGGGAGGAGGUCGGCGGCAGGAUCGCGGACCGGGUGUUUGACAUCACCAGAACGUUUCCUCUCGCUUUGGAUGUUGGCUCUGGAAGAGGUUACAUAGCUCAGCACUUAACCAAGGAAACAGUUGAAAAACUUAUUCAAGUUGACAUUGCAGAGAAUGCUUUAAAAAAUGCUAUAGAAUCUGAAAUCCCGACGGUCAGGGUCGUAGCUGAUGAGGAAUUUCUUCCUUUCAAAGAAGAUACCUUUGAUCUUGUUGUCAGCAGCUUAAGUUUGCAUUGGGUGAAUGACCUUCCUAAAGCUUUCAAAGAGAUCCACCAGGUGCUGAAGCCGGACGGAGUGUUCAUCGGAGCCAUGUUUGGGGGGGACACUCUGUACGAGCUGCGCUGCUCCCUGCAGCUGGCCGAGCUGGAGAGGGAGGGGGGCUUCUCUCCUCACGUGUCCCCCUUCACUGCUGUCGCUGAUCUGGGACACCUGCUCUCCAGGGCUGGCUUCAACACCCUCACUGUGGAUACUGAUGAAAUCCAAGUGAACUACCCAGGGUUAUUUGAGGUUAUGGAAGACUUACAAGGUAUGGGGGAGAGUAAUUGCUCUUGGAAUAGAAAACCUCUGCUGCAUAGGGAGACGAUGCUGGCAGCUGCUGCAAUAUACCAAGAAAUGUACGGAAACAGCAACGGCUCCGUACCUGCCACCUUUCAGAUCUACUACAUGAUUGGCUGGAAAUACCAUGAGUCACAGGCAAAACCAGCCCAGCGAGGUUCUGCAACAGUUUCAUUUGGAGAUCUGGCAAAAAUAGAAGGACUUCUUAAAAGAGGAAAAAAAUAGUUGCUCUUCAGAAAUAAUAAUUGUCUUGAAACUUCUAUAAAAGUUUUAAUUGCAGACAGUCUUCACUUGUGCUUAUUUAGUGAUGACGUCCUGAAAUGAUAAUAAAGUAUGCAAAAUAGA
Messenger RNA from Passer domesticus (house sparrow), 1216 nucleotides. RefSeq names its product NADH:ubiquinone oxidoreductase complex assembly factor 5 (gene NDUFAF5). The transcript is spliced from 11 exons. Gene Ontology annotation, molecular function: S-adenosylmethionine-dependent methyltransferase activity. Gene Ontology annotation, biological process: mitochondrial respiratory chain complex I assembly. Gene Ontology annotation, cellular component: mitochondrion. The record is from RefSeq and is a predicted model, not a curated record. Lineage: Eukaryota; Metazoa; Chordata; Aves; Passeriformes; Passeridae. The coding region runs from base 56 to 1096 and encodes 346 amino acids.